Cladophialophora carrionii CBS 160.54 is the source of this 1134-nucleotide messenger RNA. RefSeq lists its product as uncharacterized. Lineage: Eukaryota; Fungi; Ascomycota; Eurotiomycetes; Chaetothyriales; Herpotrichiellaceae. The record is from RefSeq and is a predicted model, not a curated record. The coding region runs from base 1 to 1134 and encodes 377 amino acids. The transcript is spliced from 2 exons.
AUGGAGCAGAAGAGACUCGCAUUCUGCACGCUCGGAAUGUUUAUCAUCGACAAGAUCGAAUACCUCGACAGCAGCCAGACGUCGCAACAAAACAUCAUCGGCGGCGCAGGGACCUAUGCCGCCCUCGGUGCCCGGCUCGCCGCGGGCAUCCAGCACGCACACCUCGUCAGCUGGAUUGUAGACAUGGGCGCGGACUUCCCGCCGCAGUUCCGCGAGCUGAUCAACACGUGGCGCACAAAUUGCGUCUUCCGGCUGGAUCGGAACCGACUGACCACGACCGCGUGGAAUGGCUACGGCGAGAACGAGUACAGAGCAUUCAAGUACCUCACGGCGAAGUUACGGCUCGACGAGAACGCUCUCUCCGACGAACAGGCCCUCGCGCGGAGUUUCCACAUGGUGUGCUCGCCCGCACGGUGCAUCAGUCUUGUGAACGGAAUUCUGGGGCGACGGCGGGACCUGCUCCGAGAACGAGGUCUCAAUCCCGACGACGUGGAUGCUGAGCUGUGGCCGAUUUUCGUAUGGGAGCCCGUUCCUGAUCUGUGCUCGCCGGAGGAGGUGGCGCGGUUAAGGCAAGCGGCCGGCUAUGUCAAUGUGGUCAGCCCGAAUGCAGACGAGUUUGCCGCAUUCUUCAAGGAGACGGCGGCGUGCGAGUCUCGGGAAACGCAAGUAAGGUGGCUGCUCGGCGAGUCUGGAGGAGAGGGAACGACGCCGCCUCGAACAGUCUUGGUGAUCAGGGAGGGCGCCCAAGGCUGCAGAACGUACACUGCCAACAACCGCGAGGGUCUGCAUCUCCGUGCCUACCACCAGAGCAAAGAACGGGUGGCAGACCCUACGGGCGGAGGGAAUACCUUCUUGGGAGCGUUGGCGAUUGGGUUGACGGGCAUGACAAGUCCUGAUGGACGUGUGCUCCAGGAUCUUGUCGUCCGAGACGACCAGAAACAGCUUCUGCUUGCCCUCAUACAUGCCACGGUAGCAGCUGGGUAUGCGAUUGAGCAGAUCGGUAUGCCGGCUGUGGCGGCCACCGAUGGCGACGCUUGGAAUGGGCAGAGGUAUCCUGAGCGAUUUCUCGAGUACUUGCAAAGAGAAAGAGAGCAUAUAGACCGGCAGCUUUCAUACACGGCGAUGGAUCCUUGA